Molecule: messenger RNA, 3416 nt
Organism: Priapulus caudatus
Lineage: Eukaryota; Metazoa; Priapulida; Priapulimorpha; Priapulimorphida; Priapulidae
Product: acyl-CoA desaturase-like
Exons: 7
Coding region: 1-1068 (355 amino acids)
Biological process (GO): unsaturated fatty acid biosynthetic process
Cellular component (GO): endoplasmic reticulum membrane
Molecular function (GO): stearoyl-CoA 9-desaturase activity; iron ion binding
Source: RefSeq, a predicted model, not a curated record
AUGGCGCCACGGAACGAUGCCACGGCCGUGUCGGAUGAGCUAAAUCUGCUGCCUGACGACCACAUGGCACCCCUCGCCGAGGACAAGGUGGUCCCGACACGUCUUGUCUGGCGGAACAUCAUCUUGAUGACCUACCUGCACGUCAGCUGCCUGUAUGGCAUCUACCUCUGCUUCUACUGCCACUGGCAGACACUCGUCUUUGCGUAUGUGAUGUACGUCGGUGGUGGUAUAGGUAUCACUGCUGGCGCCCACAGGCUCUGGUCGCACCGUGCCUACAAGGCAAAAUGGCCGCUGCGCGUCUUCCUGGCCUUCUGGAACACAGUCGCCUUCCAGGUAAACAACAGAGCAUUUGUUAAUGUGCGAGUCGAGGUUUUAGCGCGCAUGUCGAGGAAAAAUAUGAAGGACUCUACCAUCAGCAUUUUAAAAGGCUUGCCACAGCACACUCAGACAAUAUACUCCAGAGCAAACUCCAUCACAGGUUACUCAGCAACUAUCUGUAGUAUCGUAAAUAGGUAUUACCUCCCACUUAUGGUGCUCUGCUGCUUUGUGUUGCCGACUGCUGUGCCGACCCUGUGGGGAGAGAGUGUCUGGAAUGCGUACAUCGUCUGCGGACUUCUGCGCUACGGCGUGACGCUGAACGCCACCUGGCUGGUGAACAGUGCCGCGCACAUGUGGGGCAACAAACCAUAUGACAAGAAGAUCUCGCCGACGGAGAGCUUCAUGACGGUGAUGCUGGCUGCGGGUGAGGGCUUCCACAACUACCACCACACGUUCCCGCACGACUACGCGACGUCCGAGUUUGGCAAGAUGAAGAUCUCGCCGACGGAGAGCUUCAUGACGGUGAUGCUGGCUGCGGGUGAGGGCUUCCACAACUACCACCACACGUUCCCGCACGACUACGCGACGUCCGAGUUUGGCAAGAUGUUCAACGUGACGACGACGUUCCUCGACCUGAUGGCGCGCCUCGGCCUCGCCUACAACCUGAAGACGGUGCCGCGCGAGCUCGUGCAGCGGCGACGCGAUCGCACGGGCGACGGCACGAUGCGCACCUUCGGCCUGCUCAAGUAGAGCGUCGCUCAGCAGGGGGCGCUAGUGGACGAGCGGCGACGCGAAGGCUGCGUUAUUAGCGGGGUGGUCAGUGAGGUGGUAGGAGGCAAUAGUAGAGGAGCAGUGAGGUGUGAAAGGCCCUAGUAGAGUGUAGGCUGGUGAGGUGUAGGGGGCGCUAGUAGAUGGGAAGACGGUGAUUUAGGCACUAGUAGAGGCGAGUUCAGUGAGAUGUAGGGGGCGCUAGUAGAGGAGUGGUCAGUGAGAUGUAGGGGGCGCUAGUAGAGGAGCGGUCAGUGAGAUGUAGGGGGCGCUAGUAGAGGAGUGGUCAGUGAGAUGUAGGGGGCGCUAGUAGAGGAGCGGUCAGUGAGAUGUAGAGGGGUGCUACAGAUGUCUGAAGAAGAGUAGUUAUCGAGGUAUAGGGGCUGGUAGAGAUGUCUAAAGUUGAAGGUGUAGGAAGUGGGGCAUGAGGCCAUGCAUGACUUAAGUAGAAGGAUGCUUGGUGAGGCCAGAGUAAGCAUAAUUACAAUACUCUACAUUACUCGGUGUGGAGGGGUGUAAGCAUAUUAACCUCUACACAUUGGGUGGAGGGCUGUGUUAGCAUAUUAACCUUUGAACGUUGGGUGGAUGAGAGUGUAUGCAUGAUAACCUUUAAAUAUUUGAUAGAUGGGUGUGUAAGCAUAUUAAUCUCUAAACAAGUCCAAACUUUUUUAUAUGUUAUUUAUAAUGCUUAUCAGUGCAACCUCAGCCCCAGGACCUUGAUGGAAUCGCAACAACUUUGGUUAGCCCGCAUCGUUUGAAAACUCGCUGGUGAUUAAUCGACCUGGUGCCUGAAAAUUUGAUGGAUGAUUGUGUUAGGAUACGUCUGCAGUCUGCACAUUGGGUAGGGGUGUAAGCACAUUAUCCUCUGCACAUUGGGUGGAGGGGUGUGGUGUGUUAGCAUAGCAACCUCUACACAUUGAGCAGGAAAACGCAACCCUAAUUACCCAAACCCGCCUGCGUGUUGGGGUGGAGCGGGGAGCAGGUAGCCCCCUCGUAACGUGUGAACCAAUCCUACGUGUGUGGCGGGGUGAGGGGCAGCGCGAGGACUGCCCGCUCACGUCGCGUAUAUAGUUGCCCGUGCAAGAAUCACGCGCUAUAUAAUACGUACACCAUCUUAUCGUAAUGGUUUCCCAUGCAAUGAUUGAGACAUGAUUGAUCUGUUGCAAAGAAUGCUGUCUUGUGUAUUUAGGUGUGAUUUGGAACCUAGAUGUUACCUGUUGAAGAUUCUGAUUAGAGAUGGAGGUCACUCGUAGUUCCUGAUAUUUUUUCUCGGUGUAAUACAUGUAUCGUGUUAUCGCUGCAGCUUGUGUAAUCUUUGACCGAGUUAUGUUUAUUUGUACCUUGUUCUAUGUUUUAGUUGAGUUCUAGGUCUUUGGACCUUGAAAUGCGUGUUUGUUUCGUAUGCAAUUAUGCCCUAGGCUUUUUUUCGAUUAGUAAUUUUAUAUUUUCUAUCUUUGAUGUUGUUUGUUUGUUCUUCUCUUUGCGAACUGUUUACGUCACUGUUUAGCUGUGGUGACAUCACCAGCCUUGGCGUCGAAGACUAUUGACAUUGUGAGAAGUUGUGUUGAGAGUUUGUGAGAAAUUGAAAGUGGCAAAAACGUAUUUUUUGCUGGAAAUAUAUAAUUAUAAUAGAAUUUUUCGUGAAUAAUGCCUUUUAUAGGCCGGUAAUAAUUUAUUUUUGUACGCGGAUGUUUGUCUGGCUCGUUGUUGUUGAUGUUGUUGUUUCAGCUGCAGCUGCUGCUGUUUAUUGUAGAAUGCAUUCCAGUGAUAUCUCAUCGAAUGCGAGCUUAGUUGUUAUAUGGACGACACCGGUGUAAAAGCACAGACGGAGGAAACAAGUAGUUAACGUGUCGGCUUGGUGUCGUUAAGGCGACGCAUAUUUACGUGAUGUCAGCGUAUGAACGAUAUUGAAAGCGUUUCUCCACGUAUAGUAGUAACUAUAUUGCUUCCCGGUUUACGAAUGAACCGUGUAUGAUGAGUGUAUCAUUCGGUUUAUAGGCGCGCCAUCUAUCGACGACGAUAUUACUCAACACGCAGUGAUUCUUAUCCCUGCGAAAGCAAGCCGUCACAAGCGGACAGGCGGCCAAGAAAGAGUGCCCUGCUUUUAACUACUCUAACGCUGCGCUCUUAAACAAGUUGAGCCGAAUUUAUUCGUUAUCGUGAUAUUUUUUAUUGAUUUGUUAUUGAGCGGGUUUUGGAUAUUUGCUGUUUAAUAUUGUUUUUCGCGCAUUGAGAUUACAAGAGCUGCAGUUGACUGUCACGUUGCUUUCAGCGCAGUAUGGUGAUGGUGUUUUCCAGAAUAAACCCAACCGUCAAGUGCAACAAACAAA